CGGCGGGCGGCGGCGGCGGCUAGGCGGCUGAGGUCUGGCGGCGGCGCCGUGGGCUGCGCUGCGGCGGGAGGGAGGAUGGGCACCCAGGGCAGCCCAGUGAAGAGCUACGAUUACCUGCUCAAGUUCCUGCUGGUGGGCGACAGCGACGUGGGCAAGGGCGAGAUCCUGGAGAGCCUUCAGGACGGCGCAGCCGAAUCCCCGUACGCCUACAGCAACGGAAUCGACUAUAAGACUACCACCAUCCUGCUGGAUGGACGGCGUGUCAAACUGGAGCUCUGGGAUACGUCGGGCCAGGGCAGGUUCUGCACCAUCUUCAGGUCCUACUCCAGGGGCGCACAGGGAAUCCUCCUGGUGUACGACAUCACCAACCGUUGGUCUUUUGAUGGCAUUGACCGGUGGAUCAAGGAGAUCGAUGAGCACGCACCUGGUGUUCCCCGUAUCCUGGUUGGGAACCGGCUGCACCUGGCCUUCAAGCGGCAAGUCCCAACAGAGCAGGCCCGAGCCUACGCAGAGAAGAACUGCAUGACCUUCUUUGAAGUCAGCCCCCUGUGCAACUUCAACGUCAUCGAGUCCUUCACUGAGCUGUCCCGUAUCGUCCUCAUGCGGCAUGGCAUGGAGAAGAUCUGGAGGCCCAAUCGAGUUUUCAGCCUGCAGGACCUCUGCUGCCGUGCCAUUGUCUCCUGUACCCCUGUGCACCUCAUUGACAAGCUUCCACUACCUGUCACCAUCAAGAGCCACCUCAAGUCCUUUUCCAUGGCCAACGGCAUGAACGCUGUCAUGAUGCACGGCCGCUCCUACUCCCUGGCAAGUGGGGCCGGGGGCAGUGGCAGCAAGGGCAACAGCCUUAAGAGGUCCAAGUCCAUCCGUCCCCCCCAGAGUCCACCUCAGAACUGCUCUCGGAGCAACUGCAAGAUCUCCUAGCGGGACCUGUGGGUUCCGCCUGUUCAGACUUACGCUGGAGCACUCCUGGCCAGGCGCUAGGCCCUGCUGUGUGCAGGAAGACUUGCCUACACAACCCUGCCUGGGUCUCUCCAGGCUUUCCUCCACAUGUGAGCUAGUGGAGGGGAGGGCGUGUGGGAGAGAACAUGCUCCACAGACCAGGCAGCAGGGCUGCUGGUGCUACGGGGACCAGGUCUGAACCAGUCCUGGACUCCAGGCUGGAAGGGAGCCUGGCUCCCCUUUAUUUAUAUGGAGAACAUUUUACCUGUUUUGUACAUUUUUAAAGGGCUGUCAGGGAAGCCUGGAUGCCCCUCAGAGCCACAUCAGCCAUUGGGGAAGCUCAGGAUGUCAGGGAAGGAGUGAUGAAGCAGUGCUGGAGGGUUUCAGUGUGGAAGCCAAAUGCUCUUUGGAUUUAUAAAUACCCUGGCUGGGUGUUGAGGCUGCUCAGAGGCCAGUGGGAAACAGAUGGGGCAUGGGGGCACUCCAGAGGCCUGUCAGCAGGCUUGGCUGCAGCUUGUGCUGGACAUAGGCCAGGUCUCACUCCUGAGACCUCCUAGGAGAGGAGCAAGUUGGAGCGCCUGGGAACCCCACUUGUAUCCCUCCCUACUGCGCCCUCGCACUUUUGGUGAUGUUUACUAUUCACUCAGCAUCUCCAGGUUGAGGCUACAGAGCUUUCUGCAGACUUAAGUGCUUGAUGGCCUCCAGUGUCUGUGGUUUGGGCACAGGGCCUAGGACCUCAGUGUCUAGCAGCUUGUUCUCAUCAACCUUAGCUGUGUUUCAUAGCUGCUCCUUGCCUAUUGUGGCCCUUCUGCCUAUAAGUUCAUGUCACUGGAAUCUCUGACCUGUUUCUUAGUGACACUUUCUGGAACAGCAGCCUCAACCAUAGGGUUGGACACCCAGCCCCUCCUUAGGGACCCACUGGCUAGAGCAACUUCUGAAGCCAUGGACUAUUUCUCCACAAUGCUCCUCCUACCCCACUCUGCUCUGGUCAGCCUUUUCCCCUGUGGGGAUGUUGUCCCCAGUGGAUGUCCUGUGUGACUGCACCCCCGUCCUUGCCUGGUGACACAGCCCUCAGGCACGCUGGUGCUUAACUCUACCUCCUGCCCUCAGGGCCCUGGCCAUAGCAGGAGCCAUGACCCCUUACUGGGGACCUUCUUAGUGCACAUUUCCUAAGACCAUCUUGCCAUGGGUGUUACUAGGGCACUGGUAGACACUGCGCCAGCCUGCUGUUCUGGGAGAUUGGGUUAAUGCCUGUCGGGACAGGGUUAUGGUUGUGGGAACUGCCUGAUAAGCAGCAGCACCUGGGACUCUGGCCCAGGGGCUGGAUACAAUCAAGCAUCACCUUUCCCCACCAGUCCUGUUGCUGUUGAUAAGAGACCUUUUCUCUGGAAUCGCCAAUAGAAUGGUAUAGACUUUGAGGACCUGGAUUGGCCUGCGUGCACACCAUCAACACUACCCUUGCUGCUGUGGACUCCACCAUUCCUGGUUCUUUGUUCUUACUUCUUUGUACAGUAAAUGUACUUCAGCAGUGA
This is a messenger RNA of Psammomys obesus (fat sand rat), 2471 nucleotides long. It is a transcript of the gene Rab40c, whose product is annotated as RAB40C, member RAS oncogene family. NCBI's taxonomy places the organism in Eukaryota, Metazoa, Chordata, Mammalia, Rodentia, Muridae. Gene Ontology annotation, biological process: intracellular signal transduction; protein localization to plasma membrane. Bases 76 to 921 code for a protein of 281 amino acids. The record is from RefSeq and is a predicted model, not a curated record. Gene Ontology annotation, molecular function: GTPase activity; GTP binding. Gene Ontology annotation, cellular component: synaptic vesicle; plasma membrane; endosome. The transcript has 7 exons.